UAACAGGAGUCUCUCUUCAGUUUCAGAUGCCUCUGGAUGUUCAAUGGUAGCACUCCUCCAUACUGGAGCAGCCAAGUUUCCCCGAAACUUACUUCCAAGGGUGAGACAAGCUGUGUGCUCCCUCCUCCCGGCUGGUGUUCUCAAAGGGUACGACUCCAUCGUAAGCAGGAAGCUGGCGUCCCACGGCUUUGGAGCUUCCAUGGCAGCAAUGUCAUCCUUCCCUCCACAGAGAUAUCACUACUUCUUAGUGCUGGAUUUUGAGGCCACAUGUGAUAAACCACAGAUUCAUCCUCAGGAAAUCAUCGAAUUCCCUAUCCUGAAGCUGAAUGGCAGAACGAUGGAGAUUGAAUCCACCUUUCACAUGUAUGUUCAGCCUGUGGUGCAUCCCCAGCUUACGCCCUUCUGUACAGAGCUGACUGGGAUUAUUCAAGGCAUGGUGGAUGGGCAGCCGAGCCUCCAGCAAGUGCUCGAGAGGGUUGACGAGUGGAUGGCGAAGGAAGGCCUCUUAGAUCCCAGCGUCAAGUCGAUUUUUGUGACCUGUGGCGACUGGGAUUUGAAAGUGAUGUUACCAGGACAAUGCCAGUACUUAGGGCUGCCAGUUGCUGAUUACUUCAAACAGUGGAUUAAUCUGAAAAAGGCGUACAGCUUUGCCAUGGGGAGUUGGCCAAAGAACGGGCUCUUAGACAUGAACAAAGGACUGAACCUACAGCACAUAGGGAGGCCUCACAGCGGGAUAGGUGAGUGA
This is a messenger RNA of Struthio camelus australis, 745 nucleotides long. The record is from RefSeq and is a predicted model, not a curated record. Lineage: Eukaryota; Metazoa; Chordata; Aves; Struthioniformes; Struthionidae.